Molecule: messenger RNA, 1726 nt
Organism: Cimex lectularius (bed bug)
Lineage: Eukaryota; Metazoa; Arthropoda; Insecta; Hemiptera; Cimicidae
Gene: FMRFa
Product: FMRFamide-related peptides type HF-1
Exons: 1
Coding region: 431-1558 (375 amino acids)
Biological process (GO): neuropeptide signaling pathway
Source: RefSeq, a predicted model, not a curated record
CCCUGAAGAUCUCACGAUCUCCAAAUAAUAUUUAAUUUAAAAAAAUGAACUUAGUUCUAGAGGAGGAAGAGACUUGAAAUGUGAUCCGGAGGAGAGAGUGCUACGCUGACGACGCAGGUGGUAAGGUAGAAUGCUAAUUUAUUUUUUAUGGAUGAUACCGAUGGACGAUAUGGAUGAUGGACGAUUUUAUGAAGCGGAAACGAUUUCCUUUACUUUAAAAAUAUAAAGAAUAUAAAAAGUGACAUUCGUAAUUUUUAAGGUUUCAGUUCCGAACUAUUGGCAACAUAGCUUUGCGAACCCAAUGGUAGUUGUGUAAAAACACUGUAUACGUAAUUCACUCAAUUGGGGUGCAGGGAACCGAAUUUAGGGUCUUUGGGCGAUUUCGUUUGUCGAUGUAUUCUUUUUCUCUUUAUUCCUGUUCCAGGUUGAAAUGUUCGGUGCAAUGUUGGUGGGGGCUUGGUUGCUGAUACACCAGCAGUGCUGCGUCACGGGGGAGGCAGAUUCAAGAAACCGAUAUUCCCUGUAUGACCCGUUGACGAGAAGGAGUGCCCUCGAAAAGAAUUUUAUGCGUUUCGGCCGUUCUCUGUGGACCAGCGCCGAUGACUACAAUCAAAGCGAGACGAUGGCGAAAUUCAGCUUCCUGCGAUUCGGAAAGAGCAAAACGGACAGUUUCACCGAGUUGGGCUCGUACGGCCGUGGAAACGAGGAUAUCGGACCGAGGGCGACGAGGUCGGACGACAAUCCCGUCAACGAAAAACACUCCGACGGCCAGCAGUUCGACGAGAUCAAGUUCGAUCUAGACGGAUUUUCGAGAUUCGCAAAGGCCAAAGGGAAUUUCAUCAGGUUUGGAAGGAACGCGGACAAUUUCAUGAGGUUCGGCAGGGCUAGAAACAAUUUCAUCCGUUUGGGUAGAAACACGGAAAACUUCAUUCGAUUCGGACGAAACAGGGACGUCGUCCUCAGUCCGUGGACGGGGAAAAGGCGCAUUCCCUCCAUCUCAGAGGCGAAACGCGGGAAAGAGGAUUUUCAGAGGACCGGGAAAAAUGACAACUUCAUGCGGUUCGGAAGAUACAAAACCGGUGAUUUAGAUCCUUUGCAAGGGCGAGGGGAAGGAAACGAAAACGAACGGCCAAGACGGCGUACGAGGAGCACAAACGAGAACAUCCUCCGUAAAAACCGCGGUAGGGGUUUCGUGGGUUUCGCGAGGCAGAAGGAGAUGGACAAAGGGGGAGGAUUUAUACGAUUUGGCCGUACUGGAAAAGAGGAAGGGAGCAGGUUCGACGACGAGAUACAGUUCGCGAGCAUGGACUGCAAGCAGAAGCACUACAGGCUUUCGAGGGUGGAAAGGGGAGAGAACGACGACGACCACCGUCUCCGUCGGUUGUUUCAAUUUCAAAAGAGCGUCGGGAUGGCGCCAAAUUUCACGGCCCUCCUCCAAAAUCGAAUGGCUCCGACAAUCGGUUCUUUCCCAACAGAUUCUAUGGAGGUGACGCUCAAAAACUUUUUCCACUUCUAUUCAAUCCUUUUGACAAAAUUAAAUGCAAUCGCACUGAAGUAAAGAGUCACUAGUCGGCUAAAUUAUCCAAAUCCAGUUUAUUGACAAACGAACUCAGCUGAUACCAAUUGAUGAUUGAAUUAUUCAACCUACUCAUUAAAGCCAAUCCUUGUGAAUAUUUAUGUUAAUUUAUUAUUAAAAUUCCUACAAGUAUGAUUAGUGUAUUUUUUG